AUGGGGCAGAUUGAAAAGGCUGAAGAUUGCUUAAAGAAUGUUGAGAGUAGGACCACAGACCUGGAUUGGAUACCUUAUCAUUAUUUAAUAAGUAUUUAUGGAAAUUUUGGUAACAAAGAAGAGGCUUAUCGGGUGUGGAAAAUUUUCAAAACCAUUUCUCCUGGUAUUCCAAAUUUGGCAUAUCAUGCCAUAAUCUCUUCUCUUGUUAGGCUAGGUGAUAUUGAAGGGGCAGAAAAAAUUUAUGAUGAAUGGUUGCAAGUAAAAUCAUCUUUUGACCCUAGUAUAACAAAUCUUCUCAUGGGUUGGUAUGUUAAAGAGGGAAGUUUGGAUAAAGCUGAGAGUUUUUUCAACCAUAUGGUUGAAGUUGGUGGAAAGCCAAAUUCAAGUUCAUGGGAAACUCUUGCUGAGGGGCAUAUUGGAGAAAGGAGGAUUUCUAAGGCUUUAUCCUUCUGGAAAGAAGCUUUUAUGGCUGAGGGAUCGACGACUUGGAGGCCAAAGCCAGUUAAUGUGUCUACCUUCUUUAAGCUCUGUGAGGAAAACAAUGACAUGGAGAGCAAGGAAGUUUUCAUUGGACUGUUGAGGCAAUCAAGAGCUCUUGAAAAUGAAGCAUAUGCAUCACUCAUUGGCUUGUCUGAUGGAGACAUUGGUGGAAAUGGACUUUCAAAGAGCUCUUACAAAAUUGGCAGUUUAGUAUUACAAAGUUCUGCUAAUAGUGCCAGGAUAGGGAUUUUGUAA
Molecule: messenger RNA, 735 nt
Organism: Quercus lobata
Lineage: Eukaryota; Viridiplantae; Streptophyta; Magnoliopsida; Fagales; Fagaceae
Product: pentatricopeptide repeat-containing protein At1g02150-like
Exons: 1
Coding region: 1-735 (244 amino acids)
Cellular component (GO): mitochondrion
Molecular function (GO): protein binding
Source: RefSeq, a predicted model, not a curated record